AUGGAUGUGUUUCUUAUGAUCAGGCGUGAGAAGACCACCAUCUUCAUUGAGGCCAAGGAGUCGAGCACGGUCUUAGAGCUGAAGCGCAUUGUCCAGGGCAUCCUGAAGAGGCCUCCUGAGGAGCAGCUGCUGUUCAAGGAUGACCAGCUCCUUGAUGAGAGCAAAACUCUGCGUGACUGUGGUUUCACUAGCCGUGUAGCAAAGCCACAGGACCCAGCCACAGUGGCCCUGGUGUUCAAAGAAGACGCCUCUGAAGGUGUGCAGAUCCACCCCUACUCUACUCCUCUGCUUCCAAGUGUGAUGAAAACUGGCACAGACAGUCUUGAUCAGGCUUUUAAUCUGUAUAGUUAUAGCCAAUAUAUAGCACAGAGUUUGCAAUGGCUUGAAACUGUUCCUGUUUUAGAUAUAACUCUUUAA
Messenger RNA from Rattus rattus (black rat), 417 nucleotides. RefSeq names its product elongin-B-like. The transcript is spliced from 2 exons. The record is from RefSeq and is a predicted model, not a curated record. Gene Ontology annotation, cellular component: elongin complex; VCB complex. NCBI's taxonomy places the organism in Eukaryota, Metazoa, Chordata, Mammalia, Rodentia, Muridae. Gene Ontology annotation, molecular function: protein binding. Gene Ontology annotation, biological process: transcription elongation by RNA polymerase II. Bases 1 to 417 code for a protein of 138 amino acids.